CUUGCGGACGUGUGCUGGCUCCUUUCGCGGUGUCUGGGCCUUGAGAUGCGCAGUUCCCAGGCCUUUUCCACCUCCAGUUUUCCAACAAAUUCAUAUGCAUUUAUCUGCAUUGAUUCUCAAAACUUGAUGUGGUAGACAGUCCAGGAGAUGUUUUCCCCAUUUUACUGAUGAGAAGAAAUUGAAAACAUCUGUGGAGUAUAAGAACACCAUGGAGCCCAUCAGAGUUUAUCACUGAAGAAUAUGAUGGCUGAAAGCAGUUUUGAUAGGCUAAAGAUUCAACAGUGUGUGGGAGCCAACAAAUUACCCAGAAACAGGCCAUAUAUUUGCAAUAUUUGCUUCAAGCACUUUGAAACACCAUCAAAAUUAGCAAGGCAUUAUCUCAUUCAUACUGGUCAAAAGCCAUUUGAAUGCGAUCUGUGUCAUAAAACCUUUAGACAGCUAGUUCAUCUGGACAGACAUCAGCUAACUCACAAUAUGCCUUUUAAAUGUAAUGUUUGUCAGCGCCAUUUUAAAAAUUUGAAGCCAUUUGUGAAGCACCAACAACUUCACAAUGAACCCUAUCAGAAUGAUGUUAAACAGACACGAAGAUUGCUGGAGGCCAAGCAAGAAAAGCCAGUGUAUGGAGCAUAUAAUACUUUUGCCACAGAGGAGAGAUGGGCAUUACACCCAUGCGCUAAGUCUGAUCCCACAUAUAGCACUACGAAGAGAGGAAAGAGUAUUCAUGCAUGUACACUCUGUAGCAAGAUGUUUCCAUCACAGUCAAAACUUGAUAGGCAUAUACUUACUCAUACUGGUCAGAGGCCUUUUAAAUGUGUCCUGUGUAGUAAAUCUUUCCGACAGUCAACUCAUUUAAAAAUCCAUCAACUCACUCAUUCAGAAGAAAGACCUUUUCAAUGUUGUUUUUGUCAAAAAGGAUUUAAGAUUCAAAGCAAACUUCUGAAGCAUAAACAAAUCCAUACAAGGAGUAAGACUUUUCAGACUCUCUCAUUAAAGGUGAAGAGUCCAGAAUCGUGCUCCCUGCCUAAUAAAUUAAAUUCAAAUCAAGAUGGUUUUGAAAAUGGCAAUAUGGAUGAAUCUGAGGAAAAUAAUCCACUUGAUGUCCACUCUAUUUAUAUUGUUCCUUUUCAAUGUCCAGAGUGUGAAGAGUGUUUUGAAUCAGAGCAGAUUCUCAAUGAGCACAAGUGUUUCCCUUCUGCCAGAGGUGGCAAAAUUCCAAAAAGACUGAAAAGAAGCUACAACUAUAAAACAAUUCUUAAAAAAAUCCUGGACAAGCUUAAACGUGCUAGAGGUAAAAAAUUAGAUAAAUUUCAAUCUGAGAAGAAAGUAUUUAAAAACAGUUUCUUGAAAAAUCGUGAUCUUUCUGGUGAGCAGAACUCUGAACAGACCCAAAGGACAUUUAUGGGCUCUCUUGGCAAAAAUGGAACAUAUAAGACAGUUGGCAAUAAAAAGAAGAAAGCACUGACUUUGCCAUUUUCUUGGCAAAGGCAAUUCCAGAGCCAAAACAUGGGAAAAAAUUUAAAAGGUAUUCUUACAACAGAAAACAUGCUAACCAUGGAUAAUUCAGUAAAUAAUAAGGACUUACCAAGCUGUGGUUCACCAGGUGAGGAAUUCUUUAGUAACUGUGAGGUACUUCAGUGUGGGUUUUCAGUUCCAAGUGAAAACAUACAUACUGGACAUAAGAUAUGUCCUUGUGACAAAUGUGAGAAAGUAUUUCCUUCUGUAUCCAAACUACAAAGACACUAUUUAAUUCAUACUGGACAAAGGCCUUUUGGCUGUAAUGUUUGUGGGAAGUCUUUUAGACAGGCAGCUCACUUAAAAAGACAUACACAAACUCAUGUUGAAAAGAAUCCUUAUAGAUCUCUUUUCCAAUCAGAAUUUGGAAAUAUGAACAAACUUUGCAUUCAUUCAUGUGAUAAUGUUAACUGUAAUGCUUCUCAUCAGGUCUCAGAGACAGACCAAACAUCAGAAGGAGGUGUUAAGGCAGAAUCCCAGGGUUUCGUUCUUGGAACCCACUGCAGUCUUUCAGAGCAGAGCCAUCAUUGUUACAGUUAUGCAGGGCAUCAGGAGCGAACUGAGGAUGGCCUCCUUUACUAUUGCAGCGUUUGUUCUAAAAGUUUCCGAUCCCCCUCUAAACUGGAAAGACACUAUCUAAUUCAUGCAGGUCAGAAACCAUUUGAAUGUUCAGUUUGUGGCAAAACAUUCAGACAGGCUCCUCACUGGAAGAGACAUCAACUUACUCACUUUAAAGAACGACCACAAAAAAAAGUGGUUUUAGAUUCAGUUGUAUAACUGAAACAACCGCUAAUAAUGUGUUGUUUCUGAUGAUCUUCAAGCCUAUAUUUAAAAUAGCAUUUCUAUCAAAAGGCCUGCAUUAGAUCGAUUUAAUAGGCAAUUGCUUGUCCUGCAUAGUAAGGAGGUAAAAUACAUAGAAAAUUAAUGUUUUCGGAGUAGCCAAGUUAACUUUUAGGAGGAAGAGCAUGAUUUUGAUGCCGUGAGAUAAGCAUUUAUUUUAGUUAAUAUUAUAAACAUGUUUUGGCUAUUUUGAAAGUUACAAAUCCAUGAGGCUGUACAAUAAUACAGCCUCAUUCAUUUUUUAAAGAAAUUAUUUCUUAAUACUUGCCAUCUCCUUUUGCUUUUUAGCUUUUUGAGGUAUACUCAAAAGACUGAGAGGCUAAAAUUGGCUUUUAGUUGCAGCAAAUAGCCCCAUUGUGUUUCAUUUAUUUUACCUUUCACAUGAAAGCAUAAUUUUGUCUAUCUGCAGCUCAAAUUGCAUUGCAGAGUUUUUUUCUUAGAAGUUUAAAAAACUAUAGAGGGAAUAAAAGUAAAAAAGGAUGAGAAAAUUAUAGCAUUAUUUUCAUCGGUCUUUUCAAAGGUGUUUAUUCUUAGAACUAUGUAGUAAUGUCACCUCUUUUUUCUCAGGUGAUGAAGAUUCUUUUAUUACCCAGGCUGCAGUUGUAUUUCUCAAAAGAAUUUAAAAGGAGAGAGGCUAGGAUGCAUCCAAACACAUUUACCAUAUUUGCUUACUAGGAAUAUUUUCCAAGUGCCAUAGUCUUUUUUGAUAAUAUGUACACAGUUUUAUCUUUUCAGAGGAUUAAGUGCAUUCAUCUGUUUCCUUGUUAAUGAUUGACAGCAGUAGUCAUAGACUUAAGACUCAUAGAGAUCUGUAUUUCCCUAAGAACUUUACAUUUUAGUAAAACUUAUUACGCCUCAAGUGGUCCUAUAAUGUAACUAAGCCUGUUCUACUAAAUUUUAUAAACUGGCAGUGACUAGGUCUAGUUUUAGUUUUUAUUCCUGUAUGUUUUUGCAAAACUCUAAUGCUAAAGAAUGUUAUUUUGAUCCUUAUUAAAUUUUUUUACAGGCAUUCCUGUAUAGGAACAAGGUGCUUAUAGUGUUAAAGGUAUCAUUCUUCUAGACAGAAUUAUCACAAUUCGGGAGAUAUUUUAUUCUGAACUAUGGAAAAUAUAAUCACAACUUGUCCCCCAUAUUUGCUAUUGUUUGUAAAAAUCUUUAAAAAUGAUAUUUUGUAGCAAUAAAAUAGUCAUUUUGUUUCUAAGGUGAAAAGAGCAGGUGGGUAUUUAUCAUAGCGCACUUAAAUGCAACAGAACCUCUGUAAGUGGACCAUCCAAGGGACUGUGACCAACUAGUCAGCAUAUAGAGGCAGUCAACUUAAGGAACUAGGCCUUCUGUACUGGUUCAUACAUGUGGUGCAUGUUCAGUCUAUGAAAAUUAGACCGAAUUAGACCACUUGAGGAAGUGGUCAACUAUGGAGGUUCUAUACGUAUAGUGAAAAGCCCUCUACUGAGAACGUGGAUAAAUGAAGUUUUGCAUUAUAUUCUUAGAACUGUCUUGAGAGGAGGGGGGUGGGGUGGGAGGUGGAUUUGAUCUGCUUAUUUUACUAUAAGUGAGUUGUAAGUAACUUGGGUUUAAUUUACAGAGAUGAAACAUGACAAUAUGAGUAAAAAACCUAAUGAUGUACAAAUGUUUAUGUUUUUUAAGUAGAUAGAGACAUCCAACUACGCAGAGGAGAAUCAUACGCUUUACAGAAUAAUUUCUCUAUUCGGGAGGCUGAGGCAAGAGAAUCGCUUGAGCCCAAAAGUUUGAGGUUGCUGAGCUGUGAUGCCAUGGCACUCAACCCCAGGGCAACUGAGUGAGACUCUGUCUCAAAAAUAAAAAAAAAUUUUUUUCUCUUAGGUUUCCUUGAGAUAAAUUCCUCUAGUAUAAGCAAGAUAAUUGUUUACAGAAUUUGCUUUACACAAAACUCUCCAAGAACACAUCUGUUACAUAAAAGCAAGGAAUAACUAGUUAAUAUUUUCUAAGAAUAAAUGUUCAAGAGUUUUUCCCAUGUCUGGAAUUAGGAUUUUGGCAUUUUCCUAAGCAAUUUAUGUAAUUUUAUUUUAUUUGGAGAAAAUGCCUUAAAUAUACUUUUCCAACCUAAAGGAGAAUCUUGACAGUGUUGUGCUUGUACGAUUAUGAGAUUUUUAUUUGCUUAAGUGGUAAUAGUAUACUUUUUUUUGGCCCAUGCCUUUUUAAGCUGUUUCAUAUUGAAAGUUGGAAUAUUGUAAAAAUUUUGUCAGAGAUGUACUGUAGUGCUAUUUGAAGUACCUGUAACAGAACACAGUUGGCCCUCUGUAUCCACAGGUUCUGCAUCCUUGGAUUUAACCUACUGCAAAUCAAAAAAGAUUGGGGGGGAUAAAUAAUACAAUAAAUAAUAAAAAUAAGAAUACAGUAUAACAGCUAUUUACAUAGAAUUAAUGUAUUAGGUUUUGUAAGUAACUUAGAAAUAAUUUAAAGUUUACGGGAGGAAUUGUGUUAGCUGGUAUGCAAUUAUGCCAUUUUAUAUAAGGGAUUUGAACAUCCUUGGAUUUUGUUGUCUGCAGAGGUCCUGGAACCAAUCCCCUGUGAAUACUGAGGGACAGCUGUACUUGUUUACCUUUAUUGUCAUUGCAAGCUUCUUAUGGAAACUAUAGGAAUGAAAAUAAUGUAUACAUCUAUGAUAAGAUUAAACAUUAGAUGUUAAAGGAGGGUUUGCUGCAUGCUAGAACUGUUAGAAUUGUUGAAUUACUUUAGUUUUCUGCAAAAAUAAACUUUAUAAACAUCUUUAAAGAUAACUAGAGGAAUUUUUUGUUCGACUCCAGGCUAUAGCAUGAUUAUGUACUGAAGUAGUUUGAUUGGCUGGCUGAGUUAGUAGACCGAUUGUUUUUUGUUUUGUACUACAAUAAGGCCUAUAAUUUUAAAAAUAUGGAUGUGUGUUUAAGAGAAGUAGAUGGUGGUUAAAAUUUUUGAAAAACUCAAAUUUUGAAUAUUUUUAAAAUAAAGUUUCAAGU
Messenger RNA from Nycticebus coucang (slow loris), 5324 nucleotides. It is a transcript of the gene ZNF770, whose product is annotated as zinc finger protein 770. The transcript is spliced from 3 exons. Lineage: Eukaryota; Metazoa; Chordata; Mammalia; Primates; Lorisidae. Gene Ontology annotation, biological process: regulation of transcription by RNA polymerase II. Gene Ontology annotation, molecular function: DNA-binding transcription factor activity; RNA polymerase II cis-regulatory region sequence-specific DNA binding. The record is from RefSeq and is a predicted model, not a curated record. The coding region runs from base 241 to 2289 and encodes 682 amino acids.